Messenger RNA from Nerophis ophidion (straightnose pipefish), 9806 nucleotides. It is a transcript of the gene mast3a, whose product is annotated as microtubule associated serine/threonine kinase 3a. Lineage: Eukaryota; Metazoa; Chordata; Actinopteri; Syngnathiformes; Syngnathidae. Bases 386 to 4537 code for a protein of 1383 amino acids. Gene Ontology annotation, molecular function: ATP binding; protein binding; protein serine/threonine kinase activity. Gene Ontology annotation, biological process: intracellular signal transduction; peptidyl-serine phosphorylation. The record is from RefSeq and is a predicted model, not a curated record. The transcript has 27 exons.
ACAGCACUUGAACGCCACACCAUUUCCUCCUCCCUUCAGUCGCCGAGCACUGGAAAGUUUUUAUCACUCUUAUUUGUUUUUUUGCAUCUUAUCAGUCGACAAUGUCUCGCACUGCAGGAGACAGACUUUUUUUUUUUGUACGUGACAGGGCGUAGCGGAGGUGGGACGGACAUGGCCGUAGGAAACCGCUCGUUGUCGUCGAAAUGGCGAGCCGCAGGGUCUGGGGGUCUGCUCUUUUUUUACCCGGGCUGAAUGGACUUUUUUCCGCCUUGGAAGCUGCGGGUUAAGCUAAGCUAAACUAAGCUAAGCUAAGCUAAGCUAACUGGCUCCGGCGAAGACACACCGAGCGGACUCUUUGACAUGUAGACGGCCUUAAUCGAUCACCAUGUCUGACCAAAACCAUUACUGGACGGUGCUGCCGAGCUACAAGAGUAGUUUUGUCACCGGGGCCAUGAUGAAAAGAUCCAGAGGAGCCCGCAACAACAAGAGGAGGAGUUUGGCGGUCGGGACCCCUUCGCCCACGCUCUCACGACCGCUUUCGCCUCUCCCACUUGCCACAGCUGGCAGCAGCCCGUCAGAAAGCCCCAGAAAUGUCUCUGCCAGCAGCUCCGCCAACUUUCAGUUCGCUCGAAGCCAUCUGGCCCGCACCGAGAGAGGCGAUGGCCGAAGAUGGUCUGUGGCGUCCGUACCCUCCUCUGGAUACUGCACCAAUGCACCCAGUUCAUCAGUAUCCUCGUCUUCUUCCCAGGAGCUCUUGCACCAGUUGCCCCUCCAGCCUACACAAGACGAUCUCCACUUCCUCUUCAAACAUUUCCGGAGCACAGAAAGCGUGGCUGAUGACGAAGGAACUCAUCCCUCAGCCCCCGUCAGGCUCCGCUCGCGUAGUCUCAGCCCUGGACGGACUUGUGGAACAUUUGACAAUGAGAUUGUCAUGAUGAAUCAUGUCUAUAAAGAACGUUUUCCCAAGGCAACGGCGCAGAUGGAGGGUCGACUUCUGGACAUCAUUGAGGAGUGUUCCCCAGGAACCGCCCUGCCCCUGGCUGACGGCGUCCUCGGCUUCAUCCAGCACCAGCUGCUGGAGCUGGCCCGAGACUGCCUGGAUAAGUCCCAGGAAGGUUUGGUCACCUCCAGGUACUUUGUGGAGCUGCAGGAGAAACUGGAGAAGCUUCUGCAUGAGGCGUACGAGCGCUCGGAGAGCGAAGAAGUGACCAUCAUUACAAAACUGGUGAAAAAGAUCCUCAUCAUUAUCUCGAGGCCUGCCAGGCUGCUGGAAUGUCUGGAGUUUGAUCCAGAGGAGUUCUACCAGCGUUUGGAGGCUGCAGAAGGUCAAGCCAAAGGUGGCCAGGGGAUCAAGACUGAUAUUCCUCGAUAUAUCAUCAGUCAGCUCGGCCUCAACAGGGAUCCUCUGGAAGACAUGGUCCAACUGGAGCAAACAAGCCCGAGCCACAGGUCAGCCAGCAGAGAGUCUGACGAAUCUGGAGAGACAACACCAAUACAGAGCCGUGCACUCUGCACUCCCCCGCGUAGGAAACCACUGGAGAGUGACUUUGAGACCAUCAAGCUCAUUAGCAACGGUGCCUAUGGAGCUGUAUUUCUAGUCCGUCACAAAGAAACCCGACAACGCUUCGCCAUGAAGAAGAUCAACCGGCAGAAUCUGAUGUUAAGAAACCAGAUCCAGCAGGUGUUCGUGGAGCGAGACAUCCUCACCUUUGCUGAAAACCCCUUCGUGGUUUCCAUGUUUUGCUCGUUCGAAACACGGCGGCACCUCUGCAUGGUCAUGGAGUACGUAGAAGGUGGGGAUUGUGCCAACCUGUUGAAGAACAUUGGUCCUCUGCCCGUCGACAUGGCCCGCAUGUAUUUUGCAGAGACCGUCCUGGCUCUAGAGUACCUUCACAACUAUGGCAUUGUCCACCGAGACCUUAAACCUGACAAUCUGCUCAUCACCUCAAUGGGACACAUUAAGCUUACAGACUUUGGUUUGUCAAAGAUUGGCCUCAUGAACAUGACGACUAAUUUAUAUGAAGGCCACAUUGAGAAGGAUACAAGAGAAUUCAUUGACAAACAGGUGUGCGGUACUCCAGAGUACAUUGCCCCUGAGGUGAUCUUGCGACAGGGCUAUGGGAAGCCUGUGGACUGGUGGGCCAUGGGCAUCAUUCUCUACGAGUUCCUCGUCGGCUGCGUGCCUUUUUUUGGGGACACACCCGAGCAGCUCUUUGGUCAAGUGGUCAACGAUGACAUCAUCUGGCCCGAUGGAGAGGAUGCUUUGCCUGCGGACGCCCAAGACCUUAUCACCAGACUACUUCGUCAGAGCCCGCUGGAUCGCCUAGGAACAGGUGGAACUACUGAGGUGAAGAUGCAUACGUUCUUCCUGGGUCUUGACUGGAAUGGGCUGCUGAGGCAGAAAGCUGAGUUCAUACCACAACUCGAGACUGAGGAUGACACCAGUUAUUUUGACACCCGAUCGGAGCGUUACGCUCAUCUCGGCUCUGACGAAGAUGACGAAACUAACGACGACGAAUCCUCCCUUGAACUGCGACAGUUCUCCUCGGUGGCACAUCGCUUCAGCAAGGUGUACAGCAGCACGGAGCACCUGUCCACCUCCACGCCGUCCAACCAGAGCUUGUCGUCCUCCGAGAGAAGCCACAGCGAGGAGAAGGACGAGCGGUGGGAGAGCAGGGGAGUCUUUUCCCCUGGUGACGGACACAAACAUCUGGCGAGUGGGGACAGAACAGAUGGACUCAGGGGGAGUUUGCGACCCCGUGCUUCGUCCAGUUCCUCCCAGUCUGAGCGCAGUGCCAGCCCACUGGUCCUGAACAGCACCCAGAGUCUGGACAUCAUGCCUCGCUUUGCUAUCUCUGCCGAAGAGGAAGAAGGUAUGGUCUCCAACCUGCGGCGCAUUCGUCUCCGCAGCAACAGCACUGGCACGAGACCGUCGUUCCGCAGAGGCGCUUCCAGACGCAUCGCCCACCAAUUGGAGACACCGGAAAAAGCCAGACCUCCAGCUGGAAGAGUCCCUAAAUCGGCAUCAGUGUCCGGUCUCUCCCUCAUUAUUACCCCAGAUGACUCAGCGGGCCCUCCUUCCAGCCCCAAGUCCUCUCUAUCGCUGUCGUCCAACCCCUCGUCCAGAGACUCCUCCCCCAGCCGGGAUCUUUCCAUCAACAUCAGCUGCCUCCGGCCUCCGGUCGUCAUCCACAGCUCUGGGAAGAGGUUUGGCUUCGCUUUGCGAGCAAUCCGAGUCUACAUGGGAGACAGCGACGUCUACACAGUCCACCACAUGGUCUGGUGUGUGGAGGAGGGCAGCCCGGCACAUGAGGCAGGAUUGCGAACCGGUGACCUCAUCACUCACGUCAACGGGGAGUCUGUCCAGGGACUUGUCCACACUGAGGUGGUGGAGCUUCUUCUUAAGAGUGGCACCCGGGUGACCCUGCAGACUACUGCUUUGGAGAACACUUCCAUCAAGGUGGGUCCUGCCCGGAAGACCAGCUACAAGGCUAAGAUGGCCCGGCGUAGCAAGAAGAGCAAGAGGAGAGACGGGCAGGACAGCCGGCGCCGGAGCAUCUUGAAGAAGCUGUCUAAACACACGCCUCCUCCGCCCAUGCAAAGCAGUCGCAGCUUCUCGUCCGGGUUCCACCAGUCAUCCAGUGACAGCCUCUCUGGCUCCCCCACACAGUCCAUCUCCCCCGGGCCCUCCACGCCCUGCCGCUCCCCCGCUCCCGACCACUCCGGAGAUUCCAGUUCCUCUCCGUGCUCCAGCUCCCCCAACUCGCCAGUCCCCCAGGCCCGUCCCAGCUCCCUUCACGUCCUGGGCCGCUACACCAAGGCGGGUCGCUGCAAGUCCACCAGCAGCAUCCCUCCCUCGCCGCUGGCCUGCAUCCCGCCCCCUCAGCCUCUGUCUCCUCAGUGCUCGCCCUCCUGCCUCCCCAGCCACCCCAGGUCCCUGCAGGGGUUCCACGGUAAGACACUGUCCCCUCCCACUAUUGCCCGUCACUCCGUGCGUCCCCGCAGUGCCGAGCCGCCGCGCUCGCCGCUCCUCAAGAGGGUGCAGUCGGCGGAGAGGCUGACCGGCGAGAAAGCGACGGGCGGCUACCACGGCGACAGGAAGGCCUACAGCACGCGCCGCCACACCCUGGAGGUGCCUCUGUCCGAGGGCGAAGACGUGGAAGAGGACAGCGCCACAGGGUUCGUAUGCGUCGGUGAACACGGCCGCCAAGGACUGUGCGUGGGCGGAGCUUCUUCUUCCUCCCCGCAACACCGCGGCAACCAUCACUCCAACGAGGUGGUCGUCAUGAGGAAGCUGGCCCUGUCGGAGCGCCGGGACUCCUUCAAGAAACAGGAGGCCGUGCAAGAAGUCAGCUUUGACGAUUUGGACGAGAGGGAGGCCACGCCCGGCCCCAAGCUGCCUGUCACUCAAUCCAAGGCGUUCAAGGCGUCCUGGCUCGACCCCGAUCCCAAGCUGCAGGGGAAAGCGUCGCAGGAUAAGGCGGCACCACCGAAGGUCAAGUCCAAAGAUAAAGAAGGAUCUAGUCACUUAAAGUGAUUCAAGAGGAACUGCACUUUUUUAGAAUGUUGCCCAUCCUUCACAAUCCUUAUGAACACAUUUUUAUUCAGUUUUUAAUGUAUUUGAACUUGAAAUGUGAUCAAAAGUCCGCUUACAAUGAAUCCAAUGUUAGUCGCGCUAUUCUGCCUAUAGAGUCCUUCAAAAAACAUCCAACACCUACAUUAAGGCUUUAUAUACAUGAUGUAAGUAUAUACUGUAUGUCAUGUAGUAACAUUCAUAAUAACAUGUAAUAUAUACAUGAUGUAAGUAUACAUAUAAUGUAGUAACAUUCAUAACAUGUAAUAUAUACAUAAUGUAAGUAUACAUAUAAUGUAGUAACAUUCAUAAUAACAUGUAAUACAUACAUGAUGUAAGUAUACAUAUAAUGUAGUAACAUUCAUAAUAUGUAAUAUAUACAUGAUGUAAGUAUAUACUGUAUGUCAUGUAGUAACAUUCAUAGUAACAUGUAAUAUAUACAUGAUGUAACUAUACAUAUAAUGUAGUAACAUUCAUAAUUUCAUGUAAUAUAAAUAUAUAUUAUAUAGUAUUGUUUUAUGAAUGUUACUAUUCAUUCAUAAUAUCAUGUAGCAUAAAUAUAUAUUAUAUGUAUAUUACAUAUUAUGAAUGUUACUACAUUAUAUGUAUAAGUACAUUAUGUAUAUAUUACAUGUUAUUAUGAAUGUUACUAGAUACUACAUAUAUACUUACAUCAUGUAUAUAUUACAUGUUACUACAUUAUAUGCAUACUUACAUCAUGUAUAUAUUACAUAUUAUUAUGAAUGUUAAUACAUUAUAUGUGUACUUACAUCAUGUAUACAUCACAUCUUAUUACAAAUUUUACUACAUUAUAUGUAUACAUCAUGUAUAUAUUAAAUGUUAUUAUUAAGGUUACUACAUUACAUAUAUACUUACACCAUGUAUAUAUUACAUGAUAUUAUGAUUGUUACUACAUUCCAUAUAUACUUACGUUAUAAAUUAUAAUGUAGGUAUAUAUGGAAUGUAGUACUACGUGAUGUAAGUAUGCAUAUAUUGUAGUAAAUUUAUAAUAACAUGUAAUAUAUACUUGAUGUAAGUAUAUAUUUAAUGGAGUAUUUUUUUCAUAUUUAAUACAUACUUGAUGUCAGUAUAUAUGUAAUGUAGUAACAUUCAUAAUAACACGCAAUAUAUACAUGAUGUAAGUAUAUAUGUAGUAUCUAGUAACAUUCAUAAUAACAUGUAAUAUAUACUUGAUGUAAGUAUAUAUUUAAUAGAAUAUUUUUUUAAAAUAUUUAAUACAUACAUGAUGUCAGUAUAUAUGUAAUGUAGUAACAUUCAUAAUAACACGCAAUAUAUUCAUGAUGUAAGUAUAUAUGUAGUAUCUAGUAACAUUCAUAAUAACAUGUAAUAUAUACAUUAUGUAAGUAUACAUAUAAUGUAGUAACAUUCAUAAUAACAUGUAAUAUAUACUUGAUGUAAGUAUAUAUUUAAUAGAGUAUUUUUUUAUAUUUAAUAUAUACAUGAUGUAUGUAUAUACGUAAUAUCUAGUAACAUUCAUAAUAACAUGUAAUACAUACAUGAUGUAUGUAUACAUAUAAUAUAAUAACAUUCAUAAUAACAUGUAAUAUAUACAUGAUGUAAGUAUAUGUCAUGUAGUAACAUUCAUAAUAACAUGUACUAUAUACAUGAUGUAAGUAUACAUAUAAUGUAGUAACAUUCAUAAUAACAUGUAAUACAUACACGGUGUAAGUACACAUAUGAUGUAGUAACAUAAUAGCAUGUAAUAUAUACACGGUGCAAGUAUACAUUUAAUAUCAUAUACAUGAUAUUACAUGUAUAUACAUCCAUGAUGUAAGUUUUUGUCAUGUCAUGUUACUUAAUGUCAUAUAGUAACAUUCAUAAUAACAUUUAAUACUUACCUAUUUUGAUCAUUUUAAUCCUGAAAACGCAUCGCAGCGUUUGCUUUUUCCUUCAACGACAUCACAUAUUAUUACUCACUGCAGACUUCGUGAGAGCAAACACAAACUUAAUAAAACAUCACUUACUGUACAAGGUCUGCUGUCAUUAGGAUGCCCACUGCUAGGUUGUUCAUGUAUUCCCGUUUAGAUGAAUGACUCAUAAUACUCCCAAAGAAAAAAGGGAGGGUCACACCCAAGCAUCUGUUCGGGUCUAAAUUGGAUGCCAAAGUUGACCAACUUGUUGGAUUAUGUCGAUGGCGGUGACGUCAACAAAGUGGCUAGUUAGUGUUUAUAAUAACAAUAUAACUAAUACUUCUUUAUAGUCAAGUCACCAAAUGUAAAUGUAGUAUUAUUAGCGCUAUAUGACUGUUUUUUUAGAGGGUUUUAUGGGUGGAAUAGAGGACUUGUUGGCUCCGCUUUUAUUUACAAAGGAGAAUGCAUUAAAAAAAAUACAUACACCUCUCAUAAUGAUUGUGAAGAAUGGGCAAAAUUCCCUCCAAAAAAGUGCAGUUAACUUUUACGGUUUUGGAGACGUCUGCUGCCGAGUGGAAGGGCAAGCUUGAAGAUGAAAGUAACAUUGUUCACACCCAGGCGACUGCCCGUCUUCACUCUUUUCUUUUGAAAUGUAAAUAUUCCUGCUUUUACAUGCCUAUUUAUAAAUAUAUACUCCUUGGCUUGUUGGUGGCCACCUUAGAUGUGUUGACGGUGCUCAAAAAGCGUGGAAAACGCCAACGAUGUGCGGUUCAGGAUUGAAGUUGUUUUAGCCUUAAGUUGCCUUUAUAGAAGGUUUCAAAUGCAUUUUGUGUCGCCUCUCAGAGGAAAUCUUUGACAGCCAUUACUGCUCGACAUGAUCACAUUUGGAAGAACAACAUUGGUACCAAAGCAAGGUCAGCCAUAGACUGACUCUCUCGCUUUCUCAUACAGUAUAUAUAUAUAUAUUUUUUUACACAAACAUAUAUAUCUACACACAUACAUAUAUAUAUAUGUAUAUAAAUACACAUAUAUAUAUAUACAUAUGUAUGUAUAUAUCUGUGUGUAUAUAUAUUUGUGUGUAUAUGUAUAUGUAGAUACAUAUACACAUAUGUAAAUGUGUAUAUACAUGUAUAUAUCCAUGUAUGUAUGUAUGUGUAUAUAUACAUGUAUAUGUGUGUAUAUAUAUAUAUAUAUAUACUUACACAUACAUAUAUGUAUAUAUACGUAUGUAUAUAUGUAGAUAUAUAUACACAUAUGUAUAUGUGUAUAUACAUGUAUAUAUGCACAUAUGUAUGUAUGUAUGUAUGUGGAUAUAUACAUGUAUAUGUGUAUAUAUAUACUUACACAUAUACGUAUAUAUACGUAUGUAUAUAUGUAGAUAUAUAUGUAUAUAUACACAUAUGUAUAUACAAGUAUAUAUACAUACAUACAUAUGUAUGUAUAUAUACAUAUGUGUGUAUGUAUAUAUAUGUAGCUAUACAUGUAUAUAUACACAUAUGUAUGUAUGUAUGUGUGUAUAGAAACACAUGUACUGUAUGUAUGUAUGUGUAUAUAUAUACACAUAUACUGUACCUAUGUCUGUACAUAUGUAUGUAUGUAUGUAUGUAUGUAUAUAUACAUGUAUGUGUGUAUGUAUAUAUAUAUGUAGAUAUACACAUAUGUAUGUACAUAUAUACACAUGUACUGUAUAUAUGUGUAUAUAUAUGUAUAUAUAUACACACAUAUACCUAUGUGUGUACAUAUGUAUGUAUGUAUAUAUGUAGAUAUAUAUGUAUAUAUACAUACAUAUACAUGUAUGUAUAUAUACAUGUAUGUAUAUAUGUGUGUAUCUAUAUAUAUAUAUGUAGAUAUAAUGUAUAUAUACACAUAUGUUUGUAUAUGUGUAUAUAUACAUAUAUAUGUGUAUAUAUAUAUUAGUGUAUAUAUACACACUAUAUAUAAUAUAUAUAUAUACACACACUAUAUUUACACUAAAUAUACAUACCGUAUAUAUGCUCUUGUAUGUGUAUUUGUGUAUAUAUAAUGUAUGUGUAUAUAUACGCUAUAUAUGUGUGUGUAUAUACAUUAUAUAUAUAUAUAUAUAUAUGUAUGUAUGUAGUAGUAAACAUUGUUUUUGUACAUAGUGCAUGCAUGUUGAUAGACAGUGCUUGAGGACGACUGCACCUUAAACCCACGUGUCAUGUCCCUCCUUCACCUCCAGACUCUUGACGUCUUUCCACCAGUCUUGUAGCACAUUUCCCGACAAUUUCUCCUUAAAAACUGUACAGCGGAAAGGAAAAAAAUCCCAGCGAUUGUACUUUUGCUGCUGCGUAAUAUGAAGGUUUGUUUACAUUUGACUGCAAAGGUGUGUGUGCUUUUUAAGUUGGUUUAAAACAAACCAAUGACCAGGAAGGACAGUUGAAGUGACGAGUAGAGAUCAUCUUUUUUUUUCUCUCUCUCUCUCUUUUGCAACACUCCUAAGCAACGCUGUUCAUGUAUUCGGUCUAAACAGCGGUGGACCUUGAAAGUGACUUUGUUGGACUCCACAAUAAGUGUGAAGUUGCAGGGUCCCUAAGAAGCUCCUGCUAGGAUGGACCUCCCAAGGAUUUGUGCAUGCUUUAACUCCAGCACAAUAUCAUGGUUGUUUGCAGGGUUCUACUCAACAAGUGCACGGAACAUUGACUUUGGGGGGGGGGAUUUGGAAUGGAAUUUGAGGACCUGCGAAAUGAAGAGAAUUUAGGAUUGGAUCUCAUUUUUGUACUCCUGUGAAUAAGCCCGUACCUUGUAGAACAGACCUGGGCAAAAUCCAACCCGCUUGACGUUCUAAACUUUUUUUUUUUUUUUUACUUUAACAUCAAAACUGUCGCCGUCUUUAUGAUGUGCUGUGCUGUUUUUUAAAUGCCCGUAAGUCUUGAUGUAUAGAAAGUAUUUCAAUGGUUGAAAUCUGCGUUUUUUGGGUGUUAAAGAAGUUAUUAAGGUGAUCUACUUCACAGCGGAGUGGGCGGGGUUAGUUUUCAGAGCAGCCAGCCCGAAACGCGUGCGUUAAAACAGAUGCGGAAGCAGUUUUUUUACAUGAUGAUUAUUACAUUUUGCAUUCAUAUUUUGCUGUUUUUUUUGUUGUGUUUUGCUUGGUCUGAGAAGUCAAAGACUAGCGAUGUUCGUAUGUUGUUAAUAUUCAGUGUUUUAUUGUUCAUAGUUAAUAUUGUCAAUCCCGCUCUAUUUUAUUUUCAUGUACAUUUUGGGUGUCCCAUUCAGUAAAAAACUGUAAAAUUACCUUUUUUUUUUUUCCAAGUGGUCUGUCAUAACGUUUUUAGAACUCUUAUCAGAAAUUGUGACUUUUGGUAUUAGUGUUCCUGAAAAAAAAGGGGACCCAAACAUUUUUA